Molecule: messenger RNA, 793 nt
Organism: Porites evermanni
Lineage: Eukaryota; Metazoa; Cnidaria; Anthozoa; Scleractinia; Poritidae
Source: the annotation of a GenBank genome assembly
AUGGAGGGAAAAAGCUUCGAAGUCAAUGUAUUUGUUGACAAAAAGUCACUUCUCAACUUUUUGUUAAGGAGAAAGGUAUGAAUCUUUCACUCAUAGAGGCGAAGGGAGCUCUUUUGGAAGAUGUUUCCGAGUUUGUUCCCCAGCAUUAUUGGUUUUUGAAGCCGAUCAGUGGAAAUUCUAAAAUACCACUUGCUGCCAAGCAGGAAAAACUGGUCACACUGAGAAAAUGUCUUGUCGAAAGCAACAGGGAAUUUUUCCUUUAUCUUCAGAGUUGUGAGGAGAAGCCUAGUGAAAAUAUUGAUGGAAAAAGUUGCAGCAAAGAGCGGGUGCUGAGAGCACACAAACAGAAUGCCCAGAUCAAAAAGUCGAUGAGCCAGUACCAAGAAAGAGAGCAAAACAGACAACCAUUGUUUCCGCAUUCAAGAUUCGCACAGAACGCCCUAAGGAGCCACUAGAUUCGGCAAGGGGAAGAGUUCAUCUGUACUCUUCGCGUGACAUUGAAAGGGCCACUGAUGGCCGCAAAGAGUACUACAAAUUUUGGAAUAGUAAAGCUCGAGAACCGUGCUCUGACCCGCACUUCAAUGAUUACAGAAAGCAAGAACUCCAUGCUGUCAUAGAUACAGCAUGGCAAAUACGAUUGUGUGAAAUGUUGACAGCUAAAGUUGAAGCAGAGCUGCAAAAUAUGCCAGAAAGCAAGCCAGGAUCACGCAAUAAAACUGUCACUAAAAAUAUAAAAGGCGUAAAGGAAGCUAAGCAAAUGGCAAAUGAACUGAAUCUUCAAAUUCGUCAAUAA